AUGUUUGUCGUGUUUCUGGUUGUGUUUCUGGCAGUCGGUGUUCCCUCACCAGGCCUGGUCAGUACCGCCCCGGCUCCCGCAAAGGAAGACUUCUUCACCAGACAGAUCUGGAGUGAACUGAAGAAGUUGGCCUCUACCGUGGAGCGGCAUGAAGAGAUGCUGGUGCAAAUCGAGCUUUUUUUCACACAUGUGAAAGGCGUGGAGGCUAAGGUGAGUGUCUUGGAGGAAAAGUUGAUGGAAAUCCGAGAGAAAAUUUCAGCCGACCCUGACGAUCCACAACAAGUUGAAGAAGCCGAAAAUCUGCAACUUCCCUCAGCUGAAGAGAACCAGGAGACCGCGUGUAGGAACGAAGACGGGUACCAGAGCCUUGGUUGUUGGAGGGACACCUACCGACGAGCCAUCCCCUCACUCGAGCGCCAAGACCCUCUGCUAGACGGGCACUACAGCGAGCGCCAGGACGCCCUGACCAAGUGCUACACCGUAGCGCGCGCUCUGGGCAUGAAGAUCUUCGCUUUACAGAACGGCGGCUGGUGUGCGGGUUCACCUGACGAGAAUGUCAACUUCAAGGUGUACGGACCGUCCACGCAGUGCUACAUUGGAGGGGAGGGAGGGCCUUUCAGCAACCACGUCUACGAAAUAAUAGACACCAACUGUGACACUGAGGAGAAGAGCAUAUCCUUCCGCGUCGCCCAGGUGCACCAUGCUACAUCUAGAGUUACUCACGGUAAUCACUCAGUGAUGGCAGCAGCUGGUGGGGAUGAGCCAAGGCGACCGCCAGGUCCAGCCCAUUUGUAUGGCUCUUACAAGAAACUUUUGUUGGGAAUUUUUGACGACAUGGACAAUGGCGAAUACAGGAGCUUCAAACAUCACCUUGAUUGUGUCGUUAGUAGCGACAAUGUGAGCAUACCAAAGGCGCGUAUUAUGCGUGCAAAACGACUGGACAUGCCCGACUUAAUCUUACGCUACAUUCCAAGACGAGAAGCUCUUCAAGUGGUCGCCAGAAUCCUGCAGGAACUCCCAAAUGUGCAGCUUUUGGAGCGGAUCCAACAGUUUACGCACCCAGAACCCGGAAGUUUUGGCAAUAUGGUGUUGCAAAUCAAACAUGCAGCAGAGUCUGAGGAGGACUACCUUAGGACAUGUCAAGACAUUGCUGAUGCACUCAACCGAUGCAGUCAAGGGCUAGGAAAUCUCAUCUUAGAUGAAGUAAGACAUCGGGAAUGUGUGCUUGUCAAGUACCUUCUCAACGUGGAAGAGUUGUCACUGAAGAGGCCAGCAGAUAUCAUACAGAAGAUGGCAUCAGAACAGUGUAAGAAGGAGCUGCGUCAUCUUGGGGUUAUCUACAUAACAGUUGAGGAUUCAACACUUUUUACUGGGGAGCUUCAUAAUGAUCCCAGGGCCUGGGACCAUGUGGAAGUAACCCAGUGGGUUGGUAGGAUACUGUUGCCAUCUGACCAGACAGCCACCAUCCCUGAUUUGAGGAUGACAGGUGCUGAGAUCUGUGCCAGACCACAGACAUGGUUCACUGACGAGUUUCCAGUAGGAAUAGGAAAAGUUCUGUACACUGAUCUCCAGGAAAGGAGGGAUGAUGUUGCACAUCAGCGGAAAUUUGGUGGCAGGCAAGAAGAGAAUGAGCGAGUGGUGGAAAAAACUUCAGCAACAUUCCUGGUCUCAGCCUACCUGAUGAGCAUGAUACUAACUUUGCUUGGACAACAUAGAGGAAAGGCAGGGGACAUUCUUGAAUACCUGCGGUCACUGAUUCAAGUAACUGAAAGGCAGUCAAAAAAGACGCUUCAUUCUGGUGACUUCAACUACUCUUGGGCGUCAAAGAACAUCAUAAAAGAAAGAAGCAGUCUGCCUUCCUCUGCAGCAUCUGUAGUCUUUGGUUCUAAAGCCAUUGCCAUCUCCAGAGAAGCCUACAGCCAAGUUGUAACAUCUGUGGUUGAAGCCAUGGAAGUCGUUGGUGCUCCUCUGGAAGUCAAAAUCAAGUCACCAUGGUUGGGAUUGAGACGUGCAAUCACGAUUGUCGUGUGUUUUGCAGCGGGUCUCGAAGCGGGUCUCGCAGCAGGUCUCGUAGCUGGUCUUGGAGCAGUUCUCGCAGCGGUUCCCGUUGUGGGUUUCGAUGCGGGCCUCAUUGUGGCCUUAAAUGCCUUGUAUGAAUCAGAAAAGAAAACUGCCUUUUACAAAGUCAACUACUUGCAAGCUCUGAUUCUUCUGCCAAAAGUGCUUCUAGAAAGUGAAAUGGAAGGAUACAAACUUGACAAGAUCAAAGAGCAAGUGCAAGAUGAAAGAAAACGCUGUUCCACCCAGGAGGCUGAAAGGAAAAUGAUGGAACUUUUACCUCAUGUCAGUUCAAGGUUAGCAGUCUACAGCAAGUUCAGGGUUAGAAGGGACUUUGAUUAUAGAGCAAAGGAGUGGCUCCAUGACAGCAUCUCCAACAUCAAUGACACCAUGAUUAUUGCACAUGCCCAUUUUGAGCUACGCCGUCUGCUGAGGGAAGUGUUUGUACUUGGGGUGGUCGGGUCUGCACACAGUGGCAAGACUACUCUUGUCAAGUCUGUCUUGGGAGAAAAGAGUGCGCAUCACACCACCACUGGUCCAUAUGAUGUCAAAUUGUACGAUGGAUCAGAUGAGCUUGAGGAAGAGACACUGCCUGUCCUUGCCUUUCCGAGUGGUCCGGGGAAAGAGGUGGAUGCAGCUCAUAGACUGUGUGUUGGCAUCUGUACGGCCUUCAUUUGUGUGGUGGAGUGCAAGACAGGUAAGAUCUACAUGUAUAUUCUAGUUUUUCCAGAUAUCCGAGCCCUUGCCAGGGUGGCUCACCUGAGUGUUCCUGUCCUCCUGUGUGUCAACAAGUGUGGUCGUGUGAAGAACAAACGACAGGCAAGUCAGGUACUGGACAGCUACAAUUCUGCAGUCAGCAGGGAAUUCGAGGGACUGUCUAGUCUCACACAGGUAGUGUUAACUGACUUCCAUACCACUCAUAACCGACCUGCCUGGCUCACAGGAGCCGAGGGUGUAAAGUAUUGGAUCUUAGAUGCCAUCCAAAAUCAUAAGAGGUAUGUCAGAAACGCUGAGGCAGAAUUGCAAGUGUUUGAACGUGAACUCAGUCUCUAAACACCAAGACAUUUACGUUACGAAGAAAUUCGCCAGGACAUGAAAUCUGGCUGAUCCAGCCAGGAAAUUUCAAGUUUACUCUUUUGUUCCAGCCAAGAUUAUAUAUGCUACACAGUAGUUGAUGGGUGUUAGACCGUAAGAAAAAGAGUGAUUUUUGUCAAUGUUGAAUGUUAAAAAUUAGUACCAGUACGUGCUUGAUAUGAGAUUUCAAUGUUUGUUGUGUUGUAAACUGUGUUACUAAGUAAUAAUUAAAUUUUAACUAGAUGUAGAUGGAUGACAGGUCCUCAACAUACAAUUGUACAUACUGAGGGCCCCUCCUGAUUUCUCAAUAACUUAAUCUCUCAAUAUGGAAUACAACACGGGGUAUUCCGUAUCGCCCGAGGUAUCGGCCCG
Molecule: messenger RNA, 3504 nt
Organism: Branchiostoma belcheri (Belcher's lancelet)
Lineage: Eukaryota; Metazoa; Chordata; Leptocardii; Amphioxiformes; Branchiostomatidae
Exons: 15
Coding region: 1-3111 (1036 amino acids)
Source: RefSeq, a predicted model, not a curated record